Fragaria vesca subsp. vesca is the source of this 4030-nucleotide messenger RNA. RefSeq lists its product as uncharacterized. Gene Ontology annotation, molecular function: RNA binding. Gene Ontology annotation, biological process: P-body assembly; deadenylation-dependent decapping of nuclear-transcribed mRNA. Gene Ontology annotation, cellular component: P-body. The coding region runs from base 306 to 2768 and encodes 820 amino acids. The record is from RefSeq and is a predicted model, not a curated record. The transcript is spliced from 5 exons. Lineage: Eukaryota; Viridiplantae; Streptophyta; Magnoliopsida; Rosales; Rosaceae.
AAAAAGUUAUCAAAUUCUCAAUCUUUAUCUAUCCCCUACCUUCCUCCUCCUAGGGUUCUCUCUGUUUCAAAUCCCACCUCUAAAAAAAAUCGAACCUUUUUCCCCAAAAACCAUGAACAACUCCACCCAAACCACUUCACAGAUCUUCUCAGCGGUUUCCCUCUCACCGCCUUAGCAGAAAACCCCACCAAAGAUUUCACCUUUUAGGGUUUUUGCUUAUUAGAUUUCAAAUUUUGAUUAGUUUUGGGAAUUUUAGCUACUGGGUUCUGCUCUGUUUUUGUGUUCUUAGAAGAGUGUAGGAGAAUAUGGAGAGGGUUGAGAGUGGGAGUAGUAUUCAGGAGGCUCCCUGUUCUGUUCCUCAGGAUCUCACCCAAUUUGGAGUUAAUUCUUCAGGCGAGGUCUUUGAUGCAUCACAGUAUGCAUUUUUUGGUCAAGAUUCUGUUGAAGAAGUUGAGUUGGGAGGUUUAGAAGAUGAAGAGGAGACUGCAGUUGGGCUUGAAGAGGAGGAAUUUCUAUAUAACAAAGAAGAGGUUGGUGUGUCUCUAUCUGAUGCUGAUGAUCUAGCUUUAACUUUUGAGAAGUUGAACAAGGAUGUUAGUGGACCUAGGAGCACCGGAAUAUUUGGUGAUAGAGGAUCCAGAGAAAGUUCAUCUGCUGCUGAAUGGGUGCAGGAAAGUUUCCCUAACUGGAUUGAUGAAGAAUUAUUUGAUGCUGAAAGCAUGCAAGAUGGAAAAAGAUGGUCCUCCGGACCGUUUUCAUCCAUUCAUCCUACAGAAGCAAAGCAUUUGUACAGAGCGUCUUCAUAUCCUGAGCCCCCACAGCUGCCACAGCAGCAGCAGCAACAUCAACAUCAAUAUUUUUCUAGUGAACCUGUUAUGGUGCCAAAGUCUACUUUUACUUCAUAUCCACCCCCAGGUGGCAGAUCUCAGCAGGGUUCGCCUAACCACCAAUCAAGCCACAUGAAUAUCCCUUAUGCUGGUGGACCUCAGGGUGGAAUAUCUUCACCAAACCUUUCUCCGUACUCUAACUCUCCACUUCAAAUGACUGGGUUACCUCAUGGAUCACAUUUUGGUGGAAAUUUGCCACAUCUGACUCCCGGUCAUCCAGUUAAUAGUCGUCCCCUCCAGCAAUGGGCCAACCAAAGUGGUUCGUAUGGAGAUCAUCCCAGUCAUUUAAAUAAUCUAUUGCAGCAACAGUUGUCUCAUCAGAAUGGUUUGCCUCCACAGUUGAUGCAUCAGCCACAGCAGCCGCAUCCUAGAAUGCACCAUCCAGUUCAGCAACCAUUCAGUCAUAUAUCAGCGAUGCAGUCUCAACUAUUUAACCCCCACCUUCCGCCAUCCCCACCCUUGAUGAACAAAUUUGAGGCAAUGUUCGGUUUGAGUGAUAUUAGAGAUGAAAGGUCAAGAUUAGCUCAGAAAGGUAGACAGAAUAUGCGUUUUUCUCAACAUGGCUUUGAUACAGGUGGCUACAGGAGUGGUGGUGGGUGGGCACCAUUUAGGUCCAAGUAUAUGACAGCUGAUGAAAUUGAGGGUAUACUGCGAAUGCAGCUUGCUGCGACACACAGCAAUGACCCAUAUGUAGAUGAUUAUUACCACCAGUAUUGCCUUGCAAGAAAAUCUGCUGGGGCAAAGAUGACACAUCAUUUCUGUCCAACUCAAUUAAGGGAUCUUCCUCCUCGGGCAAGAGCUAAUACUGAACCACAUGCUUUUCUCCAAGUUGAUGCUCUUGGGAGGGUACCAUUCUCUUCAAUACGCAGGCCUCGGCCUCUUCUUGAAGUGGAGCCACCAAAUUCAUCUAGUCCAAGCAACUCUGAACAGAAGGUUUCUGAGAAGCCUCUAGAACAGGAGCCAAUGCUUGCUGCUAGGGUUACAAUUGAGGAUGGACUUUGUCUGCUCCUGGAUGUGGAUGACAUUGAUCGUUUUUUACAAUUCAAUCAGCUCCAAGAUGGUGGAACCCAGUUGAGGCAUAGGCGUCAAAGCUUGCUAGAAGGGCUCGCAGCAUCUCUUCAAUUGGUUGAUCCACUUGGGAAAAAUGACCACACAGAUGGGCCUGCUCUCAAAGAUGAUUUUGUGUUUCUGAGGUUAGUCUCUCUACCCAAGGGCCGAAAGCUCCUUGCCAAGUAUCUACAGCUCCUUUUUCCAGGUGGUGAGCUCAUGCGAAUAGUCUGUAUGGCCAUCUUCCGCCAUCUAAGGUUCUUGUUUGGUGUCCUUCCUUCUGAUCCAAGGGCUGCAGAAACCACAAACAAUAUCGCUAGGGUCGUUUCAUCAUGUGUUCGAGGUAUGGACCUUGGUGCACUUAGUGCUUGUCUGGCAGCAGUGGUUUGCUCCUCAGAGCAACCCCCGCUUCGUCCCAUUGGAAGUUCUGCCGGAGAUGGGGCUUCUCUCGUUCUUAAUGCUGUUCUUGACAGGGCAACUGAACUCUUAACUGAUCCUAAUGCUGCUAGCAACUACAAUAUGACUAAUCGGGCACUUUGGCAGGCCUCCUUUGAUCAAUUCUUUGGCCUUCUGACUAAGUAUUGUGUAAACAAGUAUGAUACUAUAAUGCAGUCACUGCUGUUGCAUGCCCCCACAAAUAUGGCUGUUAUCGGCUCAGAUGCAGCCAGAGCUAUUAGUCGUGAAAUGCCAGUUGAGCUGCUGCGUGCUAGUCUUCCUCACACCGAUGAUCACCAGAGACAGUUGCUGUUAAAUUUCACGCAGCGGUCCAUGCCUGUUGGAGGAUCUAACAAUCAUGAUGGUGCACACAUUAAUUCAGAGUCUGUUCUAAGUUGAUGUCGAACCCAAGUGAAGAAUAUUUUGGAAGAUAAAAUGCAUUAAUUUUGAGAAGAAAACGGAUUCUAAGCGGGCAUUCAGUUGGAUUGCGAAAUUCUUGGGUUUUUGUCUACUUGUUCUCUAUCUAGAGCAAAUAAAUUGGUGGGGUAUUAAGGGCAUAGAUGUGAUUCAGGUAAGUUUGGUAUUUUAGGUCUACAUGUUCUUACUUUCAUGGUUCUCUUGAAAAACUUGUAAGCAAGCUUCUCUUUGUAAUCCUUUUAAAUCCGAUGGUACAGGUUUCCUUUUUAUAUCUUUUAGAGGGAUACGAGGGUAGAUUAUUUUCCUCGACUUCAGAGCUUAUUUUGAUGCUCUGCUGUGGAUUUCUUAAGAUAGCAAUGUAGAAGGGCGUAUUUUGAUGCUCUGUUGUGGAAUUCAUAAUAUAGAGAUGUAGUAGGCAUGUACAGUAUUCAGUGCAGUUGAUCCCACAUCUGUGUAAACAUGAGGGUGAGCUGGUGCAUGAGAUGUCUAUCUGCCCAGGGUUAAGGAGGACCAAGGCAAAGGUAGGCGUGCUGAUUCAGGUUCAUUUGGGCAAGUCUACAUUGAGAAUGGCACUUUUUGCAUUCCUGUGCUAUUAAUUUCUUCAAGGAUGUUGGAUUAUUGUUUUGGUUAUGUACUUAUGUUACUGUUCAACUACAUAGUGGCAACUGCCACUAAGGGGAUAUCUGAUUAAGUUUCUAGUUGUUUAGACAUAAUGCUAUUUGUUUUGUGGCUAAAGUUCUGUUUAUGUUUAGACAUCCUUGGUUCCAUUACGUUAGGUAGUAGUAUAUACUAUAUACACUGCAUAUGGGUAUAAUUGUUCUGUUUCUUCCAAUUCAUUCGUUUAUUAUCAAUCAUUCGUACUUAUGUUAGAGGUCAGUACACUUUGUUUUCGAGUUGGAGUGAUGUAUUAGAUUGUUUUCUCCCAGUGUUCUGAAUAGCAAUACCAAAGGCAAGUUACAGUACAGUAACGUGGAGUGUAGACUGUAAAGGGUGGUUAUCUCGCGCUAUUAGAUAUGCUGCAUCUUUUUGGUGAAGUGAUUCACAAGGAAAAAAAUAGUUACACCAUCAUCUCCGACUCCACACAAGGCUCGCAGCCUCUCCGUCUUUGAUCAGUUUAUUUCUGACUUCUAAGUUCGGCUACUUCUCUUCUAACCCCAGCAGUAAUAUUAGAGAUCCCGGGGUCAAUAGUGUUGCUCAUUGCCGGACGUUUGCUGAUAGGUCCAAGCUUCUGAAAACAUCAUUGU